Grosmannia clavigera kw1407 is the source of this 2067-nucleotide messenger RNA. Its product is annotated as ferric-chelate reductase. NCBI's taxonomy places the organism in Eukaryota, Fungi, Ascomycota, Sordariomycetes, Ophiostomatales, Ophiostomataceae. Gene Ontology annotation, molecular function: ferric-chelate reductase activity. The record is from RefSeq and is a predicted model, not a curated record. Gene Ontology annotation, biological process: iron ion transport; intracellular iron ion homeostasis; copper ion import. The coding region runs from base 1 to 2067 and encodes 688 amino acids. Gene Ontology annotation, cellular component: plasma membrane. The transcript has a single exon.
AUGGCCAUUUUAGGAUCAGCAUCCGCAGGCUUCGUCCGCGAGCCUCGCCACAUUCAAGACUACGGCCAGGCCAACACGACAACAGUGAAUUACUGGGGAUAUGCCAGCCGCGUGCUUCCCUGCACAAAUGAUGCCGGGUCCUGCGCGUACCUGGACGUCGUGUACAAUGCCCACGUCGCCGGCAUGCUCUACUCGGGCAUUCUAUGGGCCACAAUCUUGGGCGUCUUGUUCGUCUGGGCCGUCCUUCACUACAGCCUUGGCGCGUCCUCCUCGGUGCCGUCUUUGCCGACGAGCGAUGCCAUAUCAGCAGCCGCCGACGAGCCGCUGGUCGGACAGUCUCGUCCCCGAACCGGAGGUCUACAGAAGCUGCAAUGCGCUCUCUCGGCCUGGAGCACCCAGCUUCUGCAGCGAGAGGCCCCGCUCAGCCGCAUCUUUGGCCACGCCACGCGACUGCAGGUGAUGGUCCUGGCCGCACUGGUCGGAUACCUGGCCGUCUGGUCGUUUGUCGGCAUCGUCUAUGACACCUGGGUGACGCCCGUGAAGCAGCUGGCGGGCGUCUACAACACGCGGACCAGCCUCGGUCCCUGGGCCGACCGACUCGGCGUGCUGGCCUUUGCUUUGACGCCGCUCUCGAUCCUGCUGAGCAGCCGCGAGUCGGUGCUGUCACUGCUCACCGGUGUGCCGUACCAGAGCUUCAACUUCCUUCACCGCUGGCUCGGCUACCUCAUGUGCGUGCAGGUGGCCUUGCAUACCAUCGGCUGGACCGUCAUCGAGGCCCGGUUGUACCAGCCGCAGCCGCGCGUUGGUGCCGACUGGAUCGUCCAGCCGUACAUGGUCUGGGGCCUCGUCGCCGUCGUCCUUCUGGCCCUGCUGGCCCUCCUUAGCACACCCUGGGCCGUUCGCCGAACCGGCUAUGAGCUCUUCCGCAAGGCCCACUACGUCCUCGCAGUCGUCUACAUCGGCGCCUGCUGGGGCCAUUGGGCCAGGCUGCGCUGCUUCUUGCUGCCGUCGCUGCUCUUCUGGGCCGCCGACCGGCUGGCUCGCCUCUUUCGCACCGCUUUGCUGCACUACCGUCCGCUGCCCGAGGGUGAUGGCUUUGGCUUCCGUUCUGUCCCGGCACGUCUUCGCCUCUUUCCCGACGAUCCAGAGGCCGGAGACGUCGUCCGGCUCGACCUGGAACACAACCAGGACGAGUGGCACCUCGGCCAGCACUUUUACCUCUGCUUUGCCGACAUCAGCAUAUGGCAGUCCCAUCCAUUCACGCCGCUCAACAAGCCGACUGUCCGCGGCGGCCGUGUCGUCCAUUCGUACCUCAUCCGUGCCAAGGCUGGCGAGACCCGGAAGUUGGCCGCCCUGACAGCCCAGAAGCUAGCCCUCCAUCCCACCACCGAUGCUACUACCCCCGUCAUCAUUACCGGCCCCUACGGCGAAGACAACUCUCGCCACAUCCUCUCUCCUGCCGCCGAGAAGAACAAUGUCCUCUGCAUCGGUGGCGGCACAGGCAUCGCCUAUGUUCUCCCCGUGCUUCUGGCUAUAGCCGAGCGCAGCAUGGCCAUGGGCUCCUCUUGCAGUGACCGCAUCGUGGAGCUCGUCUGGGUCAUGCGCUAUGCUGACAAUGUCGAGUGGGCGCGUCAUGAGCUGGAUUUACUGCAGCGCGCCACCCAAAGCGAGUCAUGCAGUCUCCGUUUGCGCAUUCGCCUCAUACACACCCGCUGCAGGUCGGCAGUAGAAGAUGCUUCAGGCUCGAGCGAUGACGAGAAGGCGAAGGAAAGGGACAAAAACGCCUGCUGCUCUUGUCCGGCAGACUCGCCACCCUCACUGGACGUCCAGGUAGGCGGCGACGCCAACUCGUCCGAUGCCGCUGCAAGGCACCCCGAUAUCGCCGCGAUCGUGUCUGACUUCGUCGACUCUACAACCAGCGGGCCUACCGUCGUCUUCGCCUCCGGUCCAGGCGGCAUGAUCAGCGACCUCCGGACGGCCGUUGCCAGUUGUGCAUCCGGAUCCAAGGUGUGGAAAGGUGAUGCCCGUUACGACAUCCGUCUUGUACGUGAUGACCGGUUGGAGUAA